AGACGUGGCAGACUUUUAUAAAUCGUCGAUUCGCGAAUACAGCUUCAUACAUGACAGCCAUUACAUGUAUACCAGAGAUCAAGAUCAAGCGACGAACGCCGAGGAUGUACUGUUCGAUAUGUUUAAAAAUGAAGAAACUGGCCUUCUACCAGUGGGCAAAUUUCUAGCUGCUUUAAGGACGACCGGUUUGCGAAACGACGACCCCAGACUUCAAGAAUUCUCGGACAACUUGCGAAAGGAACACUUGAAGACGGGAGGACACGAGGGUGUUUCCCACGAGACGCAAAAGCUGAACAGAGAACAAUUUAGAAGGAUUAUAAAUCCGAAUAUAGUAUUGAUCUCGAGAGCGUUCAGGCAUCAAUUCAUCAUUCCGGACUGGUCGGGUUUCACGAAACACAUAGAGGACUUCUAUUGGAAAUGCAAGUCGAACUCGGAGGGCAAGGUUGCCUCCUAUAUACCUCAGCUGGCCAGAAUGAAUCCGGAUUACUGGGGUGUUUCCGUAUGCACGAUCGAUGGACAGAGGUUCAGUAUCGGCGACACUUCGAUGCCGUUUACCCUGCAGAGUUGCAGCAAGCCGUUGACCUACGCGAUAGCUCUGGACAGAUUGGGUCAAGAGGUUGUCCAUCGAUACGUCGGCCAGGAACCAUCUGGCAGGAAUUUCAACGAAUUGGUCCUGGAUUACAACAAGAAACCUCACAAUCCUAUGAUCAACGCCGGCGCGAUACUGGUGUGUUCCCUGCUCAAGUCUCUGAUCAAGCCCGAGAUGGCUCUCGCGGAGAAAUUCGACUUCACGAUGAACUAUUUUAAGAGAUUGGCGGGCGGAGAGAAUCUCGGUUUCAACAAUGCUGUCUUCUUAUCGGAAAGAGAAGCCGCCGACCGAAAUUACGCGCUUGGAUUUUACAUGAGGGAACACGAUUGCUACCCCGACAAGACGAAUUUGCGAGAAAUAAUGGACUUUUACUUUCAAUGUUGCGCGAUGGAAGCAAAUUGCGAUACGAUGGCCGUCAUGGGCGCCACCCUGGCCAAUGGUGGCAUAUGUCCUAUCACCGAGGAGAAGGUCCUGAAGCCCGACAGUGUGAGAGAUGUCCUCAGCCUGAUGCACAGCUGUGGCAUGUACGAUUACAGUGGUCAAUUCGCUUUUAAGGUUGGUAUACCAGCCAAGUCUGGAGUGUCGGGAAGUCUUCUCGUAGUUAUUCCAAACGUAAUGGGAAUCUGCACGUGGUCACCACCGCUGGAUCCUCUUGGCAACUCGUGUCGCGGCGUACAGUUCUGCGAGGAGCUGGUCUCGGAAUUCAAUUUUCACAGGUACGACAACCUGAAACACGCGACGAACAAGAAGGAUCCCAGGAGGCACAAGUACGAGACCAAAGGGCUGUCUAUCGUGAACCUUUUGUUUAGCGCGGCCAGCGGCGAUGUUACCGCUAUGAGAAGGCAUCGACUAAGCGGUAUGGACAUGACGUUGUCCGAUUACGACGGCAGGACUGCCCUGCAUUUGGCUGCCAGCGAAGGCCAUCUAGAUUGCGUUGAAUUUCUGAUCGAGCAGUGUGGAGUUCCCCACGAUCCCAAGGACAGGUGGGGCAAACGACCCGUAGACGAAGCGGAAACCUUUGGACACAUGCAGGUCGUAGAGUAUCUGAACGAUUACGCGAUAGCCCGUGAAACGGACUUGGAAAACACGGAAAACCAAACCGACAACGACAAUACCGACCCGAGAAAAGUCGUGGACACCACGGUUCGAACUCCGCUUCCUUAA
This is a messenger RNA of Dufourea novaeangliae, 1753 nucleotides long. RefSeq names its product glutaminase kidney isoform, mitochondrial (gene GLS). The record is from RefSeq and is a predicted model, not a curated record. The transcript is spliced from 11 exons. Lineage: Eukaryota; Metazoa; Arthropoda; Insecta; Hymenoptera; Halictidae. Bases 65 to 1753 code for a protein of 562 amino acids. Gene Ontology annotation, molecular function: glutaminase activity; protein binding. Gene Ontology annotation, biological process: L-glutamine catabolic process.